UUUAAAAGCUGAACGCUCAAGUUCCAUCAUGCCUCUGUGAAGAGGUGGUGUAAGCACAUUCAUUGUUAUUUGUUUAAGAAGAGAAGGGGGGACGAUCUAUAGAAUAAAAAAAAAAAAAAAAAAAAAAAGAACAACUGAAGCUGGUUCAAGUGCCGCUCGUUGGCUAGCGGGUUGCCAUGGCAACAACAAAAAAGUUUUUUUUUUGACAGGUCCAUUAAAGCCAUGUUAUGCAGAUUCAUAGUAUAGGUAAAUGACGUGGACUGCUUGUAAAUUAAAUCCCCGUUCGAUAUUAAAGCUUUGCCUUGAAAAAAAAAAGUGAGAGUCUUUACACUUCUCUCACAAUUACCAAUAUCGAUGUCUGUCACUUUACAUACUGAUCUCGGUGAUCUUAAAAUUGAAGUCUUUUGUGAAUCUGUGCCAAAAACAGCAGAGAACUUUCUUGCUUUAUGUGCAAGUGGCUAUUACGAUAACAAUUUAUUCCAUCGAAAUAUUCCUGGAUUCAUGUUACAGACAGGUGAUCCCACUGGUACAGGAAAAGGAGGAAAUUCUAUUUGGGGCAGAAAGUUUAACGAUGAGAUCCGAUCUGUUUUAAAGCAUAAUGCACGUGGUAUAGUGUCUAUGGCUAAUUCAGGACCCAACACAAAUGGCUCGCAAUUCUUCAUCACAUACGGAAAACAUCCUCAUUUGGACACAAAAUAUACGGUAUUUGGAAAGGUAAUUGAUGGAGCUGACACGACUUUGGAUGCUUUCGAAAAGAUUCCAAUUGAUGAAAAAAAUAGACCACUUCAAGAACUUCGUAUUAAAUCAAUCACAAUUCAUGCGAAUCCUAUUGCAGAUAAGCAGGCAUAGGAAUUUUGAAGGAGUGAAGAAUAAAAAAAGUUACUAAGAGAAGGAUUGCUUUAUGAAAAUGUUGUGUUGUUUUUACAAGAAUAUUAAAAAAAAAAAAAAAGGAAGGCCUAGAAUGUAGACCAUUGCCAAUCAGCAGGAACAGAAGGAACUGGAUUAAAGGCCGCUAAGAAACAAAUACAAAUUAAUG
This is a messenger RNA of Mucor mucedo, 1036 nucleotides long. Its product is annotated as peptidyl-prolyl cis-trans isomerase-like 3. Gene Ontology annotation, biological process: protein peptidyl-prolyl isomerization; protein folding. The record is from RefSeq and is a predicted model, not a curated record. NCBI's taxonomy places the organism in Eukaryota, Fungi, Mucoromycota, Mucoromycetes, Mucorales, Mucoraceae. Gene Ontology annotation, cellular component: catalytic step 2 spliceosome. Bases 355 to 849 code for a protein of 164 amino acids. Gene Ontology annotation, molecular function: peptidyl-prolyl cis-trans isomerase activity. The transcript has 7 exons.